AUGAAAAAAAAUAUGUGUGGGUUUAUUACUUAUAGUUUGGUAGUCUAAUACAUGUAAAGUAGGACAUGUGUUUUCACCCGUGCCAUUUUAAGAGUUUCCUCCCUUUCACUUUUCACCGCAAUCUGUAAAUCAAAACAGAAGGUGACAUGUCAUACCUAAAUGAAAUGAAAGCGAGAACGUGCUGAAUGAUUGAGUUUCUGCAGGUAAUUUGAUGUUAUAUAAAAGCAGCUUAAAGGAUUUGAUCAAGGAACCAUUAUGAUCAGUAGAACUAUCGAGAAAAGAUUAAACAAACAUAUAACAACAAUUUUGAUUGGUGGAAUUUUCCUAACGUUUAGUGUGGUACUGAUUUUGUCUAUGUGUAAUAUUCAAGGGUGCCAUGAUCAGACUUAUGCCAUUAAUAACAAACAUGCACGGCAUAGCAAUAGCAAAGACUCUUGGCAGAAAUCCUUUCUGGAGCCAGUUAAAGAAUUUUCGGCAAAGUUAGUGGUCAUUAUAAUAUCUGGUCCUAAUAAUACACGUCAACGAGAUGUUAUUAGAGAAACAUGGUUGAAUGACUCUUCAAUUAAAAGUCAUGUCAUUUGGCGGUUCGUUAUUGGGGCUGCAAACAUGCCAAAAGAAUUAAGAAAAAAAUUGGAUAGAGAAAGUUUCAUACGGCAUGACUUGUUGUUAAUUGAAGACCUUGAAGAAUCCUACCAAUCACUUGCAAAUAAAGUAUUACAGAGUUUUUCAUGGGUUGACCACCAUGUUAAUUUUGAAUUUGUGUUAAAAGUUGAUGAUGAUUCUUUUGUUAGACUUGAUCAAAUAUUAAAUGAACUGAAAUCAAAACCCAAAGAGAAUUUAUAUUGGGGAUUUUUUGAUGGCCGUGCCCAUGUCAAGAAGAGGGGGAAAUGGUCAGAGCCAGAUUGGAUUUUGUGUGAUCGUUAUUUACCAUAUGCUUUAGGUGGAGGGUAUGUGAUAUCUAGUGACCUUAUUCAUUUUAUUGUAAGCAAUGGACCUAUUUUUAAAAAAUUUAACAGUGAGGAUGUAUCUGUAGGGGCUUGGUUGGGUCCCUUAGACAUUCAGCGUAUUCACGACCCCCGAUUCGAUACAGAAUAUGUCUCUAGGGGAUGUCGAAAUGUGUAUAUAAUUACUCAUAAGAAAAGUAUUAAUGACAUGAGAGAACUGCACAAGAAUUUAAAAACAACAGGCAAGUUGUGCAGCAAAGAAAGACUUAUUCGAAAAUCAUAUGUCUAUAAUUGGAAUGUUUUACCAACUGAAUGUUGCAUAAGAAAUAAUACUCAAAUACCUUAACUUAAGUUUCUUUUUGUUUUAUUAUUCAUUUCAAAUUAAUUUCCUUUUUGUUUUUUUAUCUUGACAAUUAUUAUUUCAUUUUGUUAACAUAUCAUGUGUUUAAUUAAUGUUUGAUCACUUAAAAAAAUUAGGUUAAAAUGUUAUUAAUGAUCAAAAUCUGGUGAUGAAUUCCUUUGCAUAUUUGUUGACAAUAAAUGAGAUUUUAAACUGGAAAAUGGCCCAUGGAUAAAAAUUUGAUUAUUUCGUCACAUAAUUAAAAUU
Messenger RNA from Patella vulgata (common limpet), 1551 nucleotides. RefSeq names its product beta-1,3-galactosyltransferase 6. The record is from RefSeq and is a predicted model, not a curated record. The transcript is spliced from 2 exons. Bases 256 to 1290 code for a protein of 344 amino acids. Gene Ontology annotation, cellular component: membrane. Gene Ontology annotation, molecular function: UDP-galactosyltransferase activity. NCBI's taxonomy places the organism in Eukaryota, Metazoa, Mollusca, Gastropoda, Patellidae. Gene Ontology annotation, biological process: glycosaminoglycan biosynthetic process.